This is a messenger RNA of Recurvomyces mirabilis, 2550 nucleotides long. RefSeq lists its product as uncharacterized. The transcript has a single exon. Lineage: Eukaryota; Fungi; Ascomycota; Dothideomycetes; Mycosphaerellales; Teratosphaeriaceae. The record is from RefSeq and is a predicted model, not a curated record. Bases 1 to 2550 code for a protein of 849 amino acids.
AUGGCCACCACCACGAAUGGCACUUCGACCCCGCCAGCUGCACUUUCUGCCCCACAGAACAUCAACGACGCCGCACCCUCAGACACCUCCGCCCAUAAGCGAAAGCGCGAGGACGAGGGCAAUACGACAUCGGCACGUAAAAGGCAGACACAACGCGAUAUCCUGGAGUUGUUGCAGCAACAUGACACCACACCGUCGUUCCUCGACCACAACCUCAGUCAUGUCACAUCAGGCAGUGAGCGAUCGCCGAAGAAGGCACGUUUAUCAGAUGCGGGAAACCAAAUCACGAUAGCCUCCAAAUUGAGUGCUGGCAUCUACGAUAGCCUAUCGGGUCUCAAGCUAGACGCAAAUGGUGUAACGCAGGGCAUUGAGAGUGCGCUUCGUGCCAAGACUCGAGAUGGCGAGGGCAAAGAAGGUGCACGCUUACCUGUCGAGGAUCUCAAGCAGAUACAGCGUGCCAAAGCCUUGGAGCAAUUGAUCACAGAUGUGGUUGACAAGGAGCUACAGCAUGGAGCGAUGGCAGGUAUCAAGAAGGAGGCGAGCAGCAUGGUCAACGGCCACGUAUCGCCGGCUCCCGGUGCGGGCGGACGUGCGGGAACGGUUCUGACGCUGUUUGGGAAUGCGCCUACUCCCAAGCAGCUGUUCUCUUCCAUGCAGAAUGGUACCCAUCAAGAUCAUAUGGUCAAGACUGAGCUGCCUGUAGAGGAGAUGAGUCUACCGAAUGGCUUGACUGCGACCAAGAUCGCUCCAGCGCCGGCGGAUGAUGGCAGAAAAGGACCCACAUUCGAAGACUCUUUCGCGCCUCCUUACAGUCUCGCCACUCUGAACCCACCGAAGGUGACCAAGCGCUCGUCCACACGCGAUAAUGCCACGUUAUACUGGGAGUUCAAGGACGCACAUCGUGCUUCGCGCAAAGGUGGCUACACUGUGCAAGCGAUGACCACGGGAGACUGGCUGGGUUACGGUGGCUUGGGUACAGCAGAUAGCGAGACUUCACGACAGAAGCGAAAACAACGUGAUAGAGCUUUGAGCAGUGGCGCUGAAAGUGCCAAGGAGGUGCCCAGUCUGCUCUCACCCGAAGAGCAGCAGGCUCGAGAAGAGGAAGCUUUAUUUCGGAGAGCUUACUCAAGCUUCGCGCCUUCGCAUGACAACUCUAGGUCGCUUGUACCAGCGGAGACAAGAAGUAUGCUAUGGUGGCAUGAGGUCGGUGCGCAGCGGUAUCGAGAAACUUUUGCCGUCGACCCUGCUUUGCUUGAUGAAGGCGACGCAGCGAAUGGCCAGGCUGAGAGUAGCUUGGUAGUAGCAGAGACGGAAGACGCCGAUUUUGGCAAGGUCAUCGACGAGCUUGAGGAAUUAGAUGUGGACAUGGCAGACGUCCAGCAGGUCACGUCAAAAUCAGACGUCGAGCAUGUUCUGCUAGAGAUAUCUGAGCUACUUGAGACUCUUGCCUCUCACCAACGGAUACGAAAUGCCACUCUCGCGACGUCGACAUCCUCGUCACGAACGCCGAUAAGUCCAGCGCCUGUGCUCGCAUCACGAAUUGGCAAGCCAGACGAGCCUGCGGAGGACGAAUUGGCUGUCUAUCAUUCACUUCGGCGAGAGCUUGCUUAUCUUGUGCUCAAGCUCCCGCCAUAUGCUGUCGCGAAGCUGGACGGUGAUCAGUUAUCCGAGCUCGGUAUCAGCACUGUCAUCCCUAUCAAGACCAAAAAUAUUCGAGGCACGAUGGAAGAGGAUCAAGUCGCCCGGCUUGCAAAGCAUAACGCGGCUGCUACUGCGGCAGGGAUUGCGACUCUGACAAGAAGCAAUUCUUCUACUUCUGGUCAGCACUACAACACGACCGCGCAGCGUACGCCAGCCAUUGGAUCAGCAGCAAACACUCGCUAUGGUCAGUCCGCGCAGUACACAAGCUCACGGACGCCAGCACCAAAUACACAAUAUCAGCGUACGACGAGCAGCCAGGCACAGUACAGCACACCUACCGGUGCAGCAUCCACUGCCACCCGGACCUACAACGGGCAACCGGUUCAGUACUCUCGCCCUGGUGCACCACGGAUCUAUAGCCAAACCAACGACACGACCCGGCAGCAAUACUACCAACACCAACAAGCACGACCUGAACAAACCUCCUCAGGCCAGUAUUAUGGCACACAACAACCCACCCGCCCAGCAUACAACCCAACACCUUCUCAACCACACUACGCUUCACGACCCCCCUCAGCGACAACCAGCAGCAACACCGCCCUCGCCGCCUUCCACAACAGCAGCAGCAAACCCAUCUCCAACCAACCCGUCCGCACCUCCUCGCCCGCAAACGUCCAACCAAGACCGGUGUAUCCGGCUCAGUACCCUCAGCAACAACAACAACAACAACAACAACAACAACUGCAACAGCAAGGUCAGGGUCCCACGUCCGGGCGAGCAACACCGACAUAUCCCUCCGGGCCACAGACGCCAGUGAAUGGUUUUGCACGCCCGCCUCCGCCGCAGCCUCAGCAGGGUCUCGUGCCUAGAGGGCAGAGCGCGACGCCGGGGGCUAAUGGGGUUGUUUGA